Batrachochytrium dendrobatidis JAM81 is the source of this 387-nucleotide messenger RNA. RefSeq lists its product as uncharacterized. The record is from RefSeq and is a predicted model, not a curated record. NCBI's taxonomy places the organism in Eukaryota, Fungi, Chytridiomycota, Chytridiomycetes, Rhizophydiales. The transcript has 2 exons. Bases 1 to 387 code for a protein of 128 amino acids.
AUGUCUGCACCACCCUCUCGAGCAGAGCGAAACAAGUGCUGGAAAGCUAGAGAUCUUUAUUUUGAAUGUUUAGAUCAAAAGCAACUAUGGCUUCAUGGGUUUGCACCCACCGAAUACAAUGAAAUAGUACAACUUGAUCCGCUUGCCAAGCAUGGCAAAUCUGAAUCGGAUCGCACACUGACCAAAGAGGAGCGAAACAAGCUGUUUACAUGCCAUCAAUCUCACUUGUUUUUUGAAAAAGAGUGCUUGCCUAGCUGGGUUCAGCACUUUAGUAUGCUGCGUGUAAAAGAUCUACAGUCCAAGGCAAUGGUAGAUAAUCUCAGAAAGACACAAGAAGAGCGGCAUCAAAAAAAGAAUGAGUUCUGGGAACGGGUGAAGAAGAAUUGA